UUGAAAUGGACAGAAAGAUCCUACAGGACCUGGAAGGGAAGAGAAGAAUAGAGGAAGAGGGAGCAAAAGAGAGGAUGAUGAAGGUGAAAAAACAAAGAAGAGACGUCAGAUCAAAAGCCGGGGACAAAUGCUGUCUCUCAGAGCUGAGGAUUUUGCUGUUGGGUAACAGGUUUGCUGGGAAGAGUUCAGCAGGAAACAUCAUACUUGGUGGAAAAAAGUUUGACUUAAAUGGAACUUCUCAAUGUGUGAAGAGACAAGUAGACAUAGCAGGGAGGCUCAUUACUGUAGUUAAGGGUCCAGAAUGGUGGCCUGAUACACCUGUGGAGGAGUUCUCUGAGAUACUUAAAAGAGAGAUUUUGCUUAGUGUGUCUUUGUGUCCUCCUGCACCUCAUGCUGUGAUAUUGGUUAUACGUGCUGACACUGUUUUUGAAGAGAAAAAUAGAAAGAACAUUCAAGAACGCUCGGAGCUUCUCACUGAUUCAGUGUGGAGUCACACUAUAGUUCUGUUCACUCAUGGAGACUGUCUGGGAGACACACCCAUAGAGCAGCACAUUGAGAGUGAAGGGAAGGAGCUCCAGUGGCUGGUUGAGAAAUGUGGGAACAGGUAUCAUGUUCUCAACAAUGAGAACAGGAGUGAUGACACUCAGGUCACAGAGCUGCUGGAGAAGAUAGAGGAGAUGGUGGCAGCAAACAGUGGACAACUCUUUCAGUUUCCCUGCAGUGUUCAAAAAGGACAAAUAACCUUGGGGAAGGGAUAUCCUGGCAUGUAUGAACAUCAAAAUAUGAAGAGAGAACAGGGGUCAGAUGACCGGUUUCUAGAAAGUUCUCAUUUUGGAUCAACAUAUUCCAUAACUUCAUCUAACAGCUCUGGAUAUGGGUCCUUAUUUUCCAUUCCUGGAUCUGUCUUACAAAGACCUAACAGUAUGAUCUUGUCUCCACUGAUGAGUGAUGAAGAGUGGUCAGAUAUGCAGUCUCCGGGACUUUCCGCCAACACUUCAUCUACAUCACAACUAACUGACAUCAGUUCAUUUUAUGGAUCAUCACAUUCCGUAGCCUCAUGA
Colossoma macropomum (tambaqui) is the source of this 1061-nucleotide messenger RNA. RefSeq names its product GTPase IMAP family member 9-like. Gene Ontology annotation, molecular function: GTP binding. The transcript has 5 exons. The coding region runs from base 6 to 1061 and encodes 351 amino acids. The record is from RefSeq and is a predicted model, not a curated record. NCBI's taxonomy places the organism in Eukaryota, Metazoa, Chordata, Actinopteri, Characiformes, Serrasalmidae.